CCAUUGCGUCACUUUGCAACUAAACACACACUCCAACUAAAGGUCAAAAUACUUCACCACAAGAAAGAAAACCAUAUAUGUUUGUAUGCAUAUACAACCUAUAUCUAUAUAUUUAUAUAUAUGCUGUAUUUCACCAAAAUCUCUAAUCCCAUUUUCCUCUCCAAUCUUCUAUGACCAGUUCUUCUACAAAUCUUUAGGGACCCAAUAAUAAGGUGUUUGAUUAACUGUCAAAGUGAGAUAUAGAAUGAGGAAUAGGUCGAAAAAGAUUCCGGGUGUCGAUAAGGAAAUCGGAGAUGAGACGAAAGUUAAGAAUGUAGUGACUGCAAAGAGAUCAGGUUAUGCCAUUCUGGCUAUGUUCAUAUUUAUCAUACAAGGAAUAUGGGCAGUUCAUCAUUAUCAGUUUGAGAGUUUGCCAGAGCCUCUUAGUGCUGAGCAGGUUGGGAAAAGAGGUUUUUCGGAGGUUCAGGCGAUGAAGCAUGUGGUUGAGUUGACUCAGUUGGGUCCUCAUCCUGUUGGUUCUGAUGCACUGGAGCUUGGUCUGCAGUAUGUUUUAGAAGUGGCCGAGGAAAUAAAGAAGACAGCUCACUGGGAAGUUGAUGUUGAAGUUGACCUUUUCCAUGCAAGUUCUGGUGCUAAUAUCCUGGUCAGUGGACUUUUUAAAGGGAAAACGCUUGUUUAUUCAGAUCUAAAACAUGUUGUUUUAAAAAUCUCUCCAAAAUACAAUUCUGAAGCAGAAGAUAGUGCUAUAUUGGUCUCUUCUCACAUAGAUACCGUCUUCUCAGCGGAAGGAGCUGGUGACUGCAGUUCUUGUGUAGCUGUUAUGCUAGAGCUUGCUCGAGGAAUCUCUCAUUGGGCUCAUGGUUUCAAAAAUUCUGUUAUCUUCUUAUUUAAUACCGGGGAGGAAGAGGGAUUAAAUGGUGCCCAUAGUUUCAUAACUCAGCAUCCAUGGAGCAGUACCAUACGUAUGGCCAUUGACUUGGAGGCCAUGGGCAUUGGAGGACCAUCUGCUAUAUUCCAGGCCGGUCCUCAUCCAUGGGCUAUCGAGAACUUUGCAUUGGUAGCCAAAUACCCAUCUGGCCAAAUUCUUGCUCAGGAUCUUUUUACUUCAGGUCUCGUUAAAUCUGCUACUGAUUUUCAAGUGUACAGAGAGGUUGCUGGUCUUUCUGGGCUUGAUUUUGCUUAUGCUGAUAAUACUGCUGUAUAUCACACGAAGAAUGACAAGUUGAAGCUUUUGAAACCGGGUUCCCUUCAGCAUCUUGGGGAAAAUAUGCUUGCUUUUCUGCUUCAUACUGCUGCGUCGUCUCAGCUAUCUAAUGGCAAAGCAAUGGCAGUUAAUGAGAAAAGUGACGGUGAUGCUGCCAUAUAUUUUGACAUUUUGGGAACAUACAUGGUUGUAUUUCGCCAACGUUUUGCCAACAUGCUCUACAAUUCGGUGAUAAUGCAAUCCAUUAUGAUAUGGGCUACAUCAGUUGUGAUGGGUGGUUCACCUGCCACUUCCUCUUUAGCCUUAUCAGUUUUAGGCAUCUUAUUAAUGUGGAUAUUUUCGUUAAGUUUCUCCAUUGGUGUUGCCUUCAUUCUACCACUUGUAUCUUCAUCACCAGUACCCUUUAUUUCAAACCCUUGGCUUGUUGGAGGUUUAUUUGCUUCCCCUGCUUUCCUUGGGGCUUUGACUGGUCAACAUAUCAGUUAUCUUAUACUAAAAAGAUAUAUUUCACGUGUAUUUUCCAAAAGAAUGGAGACCUUGUCCCCAGUGGUUAAAGCCAACUGGGCCAAACUGGAAGCUGAAAGAUCUCUUUAUAAAAGUGGAUUAUUGCAAUGGCUUUUUCUUCUCAUUGUGGGAAAUUAUUUCAAAGUUGGAUCUUCCUAUAUAGCCCUUGUGUGGCUCAUCUCACCAGCAUUUGCUUAUGGAUUGCUAGAAGCAACUUUAUCCUCAGCCCGGGCACCGAAGGCUCUCAAAACAAUAACAUUAUUGCUGGGACUAUUUAUACCAUUCCUAAUCUCUGGUGGCAUGUUCAUUCGAUUAGCAGGAACAGUUGUUGGUAUGGCUGUUCGCUUUGACAGGAACCCUGGAGGUACCCCCGAGUGGCUGGGUAGUCUAAUAGUUGCUGUGUACAUAUCAGCUGUCAUAUGCCUGACUAUGGUGUAUCUUCUUUCAUACAUCCACAUAUCAGGUGCCAAAAAACUAAUUGCAAUGGCAAGCUUAAUUGUGUUUGGCCUUUCACUAUCGGUGGUUAUAUCAGGAAUCAUCCCACCGUUCACUGAAGAUAUUUCCAGAGCCGUAAAUAUUGUUCAUGUUGUGGACGCAUCAGGAAGAAAUGGGGAAUACAAAGAACCGAGUUCUUAUAUUUCUUUCUUUUCAACUACCCCUGGAAAAUUAACCAAGGAGAUUCAACAUAUUGGAGAAGGGUUUGAAUGUGGAAGAGAAAAUGUUGCUGACUUCGUCACUUUCACUACUACAUACAGUUGUUGGACUAAGGACGAUUCGGUAAUUGGAUGGAGCAAAUCGGAUAUCCCAACUCUCAAUGUGGAGAGAGAUUUAAGAACAGGUGAGCGAGUUACACAGGUUACAUUGGAUACUAAAGCGUCAACUCGCUGGUCUCUUGCGAUCAAUACUAACAAAAUAGAAGAUUUCAGACUCAAAGAUGUUGAAAAUGGUGAGGAACUGAUUCAAAUUGGCGCUAAAAGUGCUUCAGAUGGAUGGCAUAUAAUUCAGUUUUCUGGAGGGAAGAAUGCUCCGAAAAGGUUUGAUCUGACCCUUUACUGGGACAAUAACCAGACUCAAGUAACAAUUGUUGACGGCGAAAUCCUGUUGAAACUAAGAACAGAUGUUGACCAGUUGACUCCAAAAGUUAAAAGGAUUCUUGAAAAGCUUCCUUCUUGGUGCUCAUUAUUUGGGAAGUCUACAUCUCCCCAUACCUUAGCUUUUUUAAAUAAUUUACGAGUUCCGUUUUGAUCUUAUGACACUUAUAGAUUAUACAACCUCUUCCAAUAUGUGCCGAAACUUGAUUAUAUUUUUAGAUAUUUUUUGUAUUGGAUAUUAGUUUACGAAGUGAUAGGUAAUAAGCAUGGUUAGAACUAAAUAUAUUUCUUGUUGAACUUAAAAAAAGUAUGUCUAGUUGGCCAACAUGUGAUUUUGUGGUAUUCUUGUAUGAUGAGAAUUUAUGAUUUUUAUGAGAUAUUGAAGUUUAUCCGUUUCUCAUUCAUGAUCUGAGUUGUGCCAAUCAUAUGUUUAGAUUGAUAUGUAGUUCUGGCUGUUUUUUCACUUGCUUUCUGUCUGCACCUACUGGGAAGACUUCUGUUUGUGUCAGAAGUCCCAGUUUUAUCUGAAUUUUGAGGCUCAUAGCCCAGAGGCCAAGUUCUGGAGUCUGUGUCAUGAUCAAUCCGAUAGACCCAUAGGCAAAAGUCCAAAUGUCAUCCUUUUAAAGGUUGUUGAUGGUUCGGGUUAUUUGUGUUUUAGAUUAAACGGAUUUAUUUGGGUUCGGGUCAGGUAUCACAUUUAUACAAAUAAAUGGGUUAUUGGGUAUAAUUCUUUAUGCGAGGCCUCAAAAAGAAUAUAGUAGUUCAACAAAUAAAAAUUUUAGGUUGUGGUUAAUCGAAUAAAACACAAACCCGAAUAGAAUGGCCAAUUUAAUUCUAACACGUUCGGCUUUGGUCCUGUUAUUCGUGUAUGAUUAGAAAAAUCAGAUUGACCACUAGCUACUUUUUGUUUAUUUUAAGGUGUAUCUGAAAUGCAAUUGUUGAAGCAAUUAGAACGAGCCAAGACCUGCUACAAUAGGCGUAUGCUGUGACAAUGGGUGAGACCACCUUGGGCUACCUGUCGAUAGACGAAGUACUUCAAAUUUCACCAACCUAAGUCGUCAGUACAUUUCUGAGAUUCGGUCUACGAUUUUGAGUCCAUAAUCUGGGUCAGUUUAGUUUGAGACUAUAUUUGCACAUUUACAUAGAUAAAUUUGAGGUUCUGAGUUUACUCCUCAAGUGUGGAUUCGUGAAUAACCAACGACCCACAGUCCCACACAGUCAUAUAUGCACAUAAUUUUUAACAAUUUAGCAAAAUGACAUAUUUUAAAAA
Messenger RNA from Erigeron canadensis, 4069 nucleotides. RefSeq names its product endoplasmic reticulum metallopeptidase 1. The transcript has 14 exons. Lineage: Eukaryota; Viridiplantae; Streptophyta; Magnoliopsida; Asterales; Asteraceae. The record is from RefSeq and is a predicted model, not a curated record. Gene Ontology annotation, molecular function: metalloexopeptidase activity. Gene Ontology annotation, biological process: proteolysis. Bases 245 to 2953 code for a protein of 902 amino acids.